Rasamsonia emersonii CBS 393.64 is the source of this 1317-nucleotide messenger RNA. RefSeq lists its product as uncharacterized. The record is from RefSeq and is a predicted model, not a curated record. NCBI's taxonomy places the organism in Eukaryota, Fungi, Ascomycota, Eurotiomycetes, Eurotiales, Trichocomaceae. Bases 1 to 1317 code for a protein of 438 amino acids. The transcript has 5 exons.
AUGGUCAAGGACAACAUCGCUGGUCUCUCCCCAGCUGAGAGAACCGCAUGCCCAGCGGAAGGGCUUUGUCCACGAGGCAUUGCGGAUGGUGAUCGACUACGGAUUGAGGGUGUUGGGCCUGGUGGAGGUCCGCGUCCGGACGACGCCGAGGGAGGUGUUCACGAGGACGUUGAUGGAGAAGAGAAAAGGGGGCCCAAGUUUCGACGGGCCGCUCCGAUCAUUGAUCCAGCCACUGCGCCCAGAAAUAAUCCUGACGGGACUGGCGAGACGGGCUCUGCAACAAGAUCACCGCCCAAGAAUGAGCGAUGGAGGACACAGGACUAUGCUCUAGAGGCGGCCGUGUGGGCACGGAAGCUGUCCUGGAUAAUCAAUGAAUAUCACAACCAAUCCUACAGCGUCUGGCCCGUUAUCAAGUCCGACGUGCUGCUCGACCGGCUGAGCUUGCCAUUCGAUGCCAACACCUACUGUCUAGCGGCCGCCCUCUGCGCUGCCACCAUGGCCCAAUUGAAUCUCCCUGCGGUAGCGGUUGAAGAAGACAAUCUUCUGAUAGACAGCGGCUAUCUGGCGAGGGAGUGCAUUCGAAUCCGGGAGCAGCACAGCUAUCGUGAGCAUCUCGACGUGCGGAGCGCUCUGGCUUCUUUCUUCCUGCAUGUGUACCAUGCCAAAGUCAACAAGAGGAAUUCUGCCAUGAUGUUCAUCCAGGAAGCGAUAUCGUCCGCGAAACUGCUUGGGUUGGACCGCGACAAUCGGGCGCUGCAGGAGCCAGCGGGAGAUGUCGUCGACAAUGGCGAAAUCUUGUUCUCUUUGCUGUGGGUGUCUGAGAGAGGAUACGCUAUGCAUCUAGGUCUGUCCCCGUCUUACGCGCAGAGUUUCUGCGUCCCGGUCAUCGAAAGCUCCCCCAACGUCCAUGUCCACGGUCUUCUCGAAUUGGCCAGACUUUUUGCGACAUUUGACCAGUGCUCGGAUGCCAUGGUAUCGGAAGAAUUGCUCAUCGCGUCCGAGACCGCACUGCAGGGGCUGUCGAUGAACGCUGAGAACGCCGCCUUGAGAGUGGAUGAGGACGAUUAUCUGGCAGCGCGCGCUGUCUCUGGGGUUGCUCUCGUCGCGGGCUUCGUCGGCAUUGAUGUCUUUUCGCUUUCCUGUCCAGGUCAGCCGGGACCUGCUGAGUGCGCUGCGGAGUUUUUCAUCGGAGGAUCUUCUGCCUUUGGGGCGGGAUCAGCUGCUGAAGUGCUUCGAGGUCGCGAACGCUCUGGCGGACACGUUGCUGUGCAGUUCCGCAUUGUCGGGGAGUUCCACGCUUUGUUUUGGGCCGCAUGA